AUGUCCCAAACUUUACUGCCACACGACCCCAACACCACAGUCUCAGGUGAACCGCUGACUCUUGGGGAAAAAUCUUACGAUGCAAUUCAGCAAACUGCAUUUUCUUUUAAACCCAUUUCGAACAUUAAGCAAGCUUUGUGUGCCAUGCAUCCAUAUGCUGCAGAGCCGAGUCGAGUUGUGCCAGCCUAUCAUUACUGUACGCAUAACAUCAGCUCGGACCUUCACCAAUGCAUUAUAUUUGACUCUAAUGAGCCAAGUGCGCGAUUGAUUGGAGUUGAAUAUAUCAUCACGGAAAAAGUUUUCGAGACGCUUGACGAUGAAGAGAAGAGGCUUUGGCAUAGCCAUAAGUAUGAGAUUGAGUCUGGCAUCUUAACUAUGGUCGCAAAACAAGGGAUUCCUGGCGGCGUUGACGAUAUGUUGGAAAUACCAGCUCUCAAAGAUCUGCACACCACUUACGGAAAAACUUGGCAUCUGUGGCAAAUAGAUCAAGGACACUCGCUUCCUUUAGGUCUUCCAAGCCUUAUGAAGUCUUUCAACGGCCCUAGCGACGUUACUCCACAACUGAUUAGAGAACACGAAGAAAGGACGGGUACCAAUGUCAAAGAUAAAGCAGAAUAUCGUGCCAAGCAUCUGGACACCUCCUACAAAGUAAUGGAGGGUGCUGAUGCUAAAGGACCUGAGUUUCAGUUGAUUUUCAAGUGA
Lentinula edodes (shiitake mushroom) is the source of this 702-nucleotide messenger RNA. RefSeq lists its product as uncharacterized. Lineage: Eukaryota; Fungi; Basidiomycota; Agaricomycetes; Agaricales; Omphalotaceae. The transcript has 3 exons. The coding region runs from base 1 to 702 and encodes 233 amino acids. The record is from RefSeq and is a predicted model, not a curated record.